This is a messenger RNA of Colletotrichum truncatum, 969 nucleotides long. Its product is annotated as nad-dependent 15-hydroxyprostaglandin dehydrogenase. The record is from RefSeq and is a predicted model, not a curated record. Gene Ontology annotation, cellular component: cytoplasm. Gene Ontology annotation, molecular function: oxidoreductase activity, acting on the CH-OH group of donors, NAD or NADP as acceptor. Lineage: Eukaryota; Fungi; Ascomycota; Sordariomycetes; Glomerellales; Glomerellaceae.
AUGACCGACAACUCCCAGAAGCCUAACGCACCCUUCAACGUGUCUGCGAAAACAGCGAUUGUUACAGGUGGUGGAUCAGGAAUCAAUUUCUCUUUUGCUGAACUUCUCCUCGAGCGUGGCUGCAAUGUUGUCAUCGCUGACAUUGCCUUAAGGCCCGAAGCGGAGGAAUUGGUAUCAAAACACCAGGGCCCUAGCAAGCCACGAGCAGUAUUUGUGAAAACCGACGUCACAUCCUGGCCAGCCCUUUCCCAUAUGUUCGACGUUGCCCUUAAAGAAUUUGGCGACUUUGAUAUUCUCUGCCCAGGAGCUGGUGUCUACGAGCCUCACUGGUCCAACUUUUGGCAUCCACCCGGUUCGGCUGAGAGCAAGGAUAGCAUUGACGGAGGCCACUACAAGCUCUUGGAUAUCAAUAUCAAUCAUCCUAUCCGCGCAACCCAGCUUGCCAUUUCUCACUGGCUGCAUCCUUCAAAUGCGGCCACUGUCAAGGCUUCGCCAGCUAAUCCCAAGCGAAUCGUACACAUUUCGUCCGUUGCUGGACAGGUGCCUAACAUCAACGCCCCGCUUUACUCUGCUUCCAAGUUUGCCAUCACUGGUUUUGUGCGGAGUCUCGCUCGGCUAGACGAGACGGAUGGAGUUCGAAUCAAUGCCGUCGCACCUGGUGUUGUCCGCACGCCCUUAUGGACAGACCACCCAGAGAAGCUGAUUAACUUGGACGAGAGCCAAGACGGCUGGGUUACCCCACGGGAAGUCGCUGAAGCUAUGCUGAGAUGUGCUGAAGAUGAUGCGGUUCCUGGAGGAUCCAUCUUGGAAGUCGGCAAGGAGAACACACGUUUGGUUCAAAUAUUCAACGAUCCAGGGCCCGACUGGGACCCUAGAAGGGGCUUGAUCGCAAGAAAUGUUUCAAAGGGCACAGAAAUGGUCUUCGCUUGGCUCAAGGAUGCGAGCCAAUGGGCUGUCGGUAGGAGUUAG